CAACAAAUCCCCAAGUUUAAUUUUGGUGAGUUUCUAAAAAUACAGAUUUCUCGCUAUGUCAUGCCUAUAAAUGUAACGAACACAGGCUUAAUUGUGGUAAAGAUUACUACUUUUUCUCUGGUACAUUGCAAGUUGAGAAAAUGGGUAGGCUUUUUGUGAUAACUCUUGAAGGAAGCAUCUACAAAUGCAAGCACUGUCAAACCCAUUUUGCUUUGGCUGAUCACAUUAUUUCUAAGUCAUUCCACUGCAGUCAUGGGAGAGCUUACCUCUUUGAUAAAGUUGUGAAUGUAACCGUUGGAGCAAAAGAAGAGCGGAUGAUGAUGACCGGAAUGCACACUGUUGUUGACAUAUUCUGUGUGGGGUGUGGCUCAAUUGUGGGCUGGAAAUAUGAAGCCGCACAUGACAAGACUCAAAAGUACAAGGAAGGGAAAUUCAUUCUUGAGAGGUUUAAGGUCGCGGGUCCAGAUGGAAGCCUCUAUACAGUAAGCCAUGAUGAUGAGCUUGGAAGCGAUGAUGAACCUUAACUAGCCAUCCUACCAUAUCAUUACUCAUCCCUUAAUAGUCAACUGUACAUACUCUAACUUCCUCCCUUGUUGGUAUAAGGAACCUUGAUUUUCAUACGCUAACUUGUAAUAGCCAAGUUUUACAGGAUACUUUUAGAAUGGU
Messenger RNA from Solanum verrucosum, 666 nucleotides. RefSeq names its product protein yippee-like. Gene Ontology annotation, cellular component: ubiquitin ligase complex. NCBI's taxonomy places the organism in Eukaryota, Viridiplantae, Streptophyta, Magnoliopsida, Solanales, Solanaceae. The record is from RefSeq and is a predicted model, not a curated record. The coding region runs from base 141 to 524 and encodes 127 amino acids. The transcript is spliced from 6 exons.